Messenger RNA from Populus euphratica (Euphrates poplar), 1606 nucleotides. Its product is annotated as Cation efflux family protein. The record is from RefSeq and is a predicted model, not a curated record. Bases 208 to 1368 code for a protein of 386 amino acids. Gene Ontology annotation, cellular component: Golgi apparatus; membrane. Gene Ontology annotation, molecular function: zinc ion transmembrane transporter activity. Gene Ontology annotation, biological process: intracellular zinc ion homeostasis; zinc ion transport; transmembrane transport. The transcript is spliced from 10 exons. Lineage: Eukaryota; Viridiplantae; Streptophyta; Magnoliopsida; Malpighiales; Salicaceae.
UUUUUUUUUUUCCUAAACCAAACUUUGAUCCCUUUUGAAUUCGAACCCAAACUGCAACCUUCUUAACGUCUGAUCUUGGGUUUUGAAGUCUGUGAUUGUUAAUCAAUGGAAUUCACGGACUUGAUUUGAAAUAAAAAACCAGACUCCAAUCCAAGAAGUUGCGGAUUUGUCUACAGCUCCCCACUUUUUUUUUUUGCUUAAUCCAAAAUGGAGACGCCCAGAAAUCCAGAUAAUGUUGAUUUUGGAUUGGGCACAAGCGAUCGCAGGUACGCUUAUUGGCGCCAAUCUUCAUUUCACCAACAAUCACAAGAACCCAAAACCCCAAUUUCUAUCAUCACGAAUGAUGCAACAAAGCCUCUGCUUUCACGCACCGUUUCAAGCAUUGACAUCCCACCGGAGAUUGAUUAUUCUUUUGAUUACCAAAACGACUCCAUUUUUGAGGACCCAAAGAGGAAACUAUCGGAUUUGGAUUCCGUGCUUUCGAUUUUUAGGGUUAUUAGGUCUGGGAGUAGACAAAUGAGAAGACUUUUCUUGAUGAUUUCUCUUAAUGUUGCGUAUUCUACUGCUGAAUUGGCGAUCGGACUCUUUACGGGCCGUGUUGGUUUGGUAUCUGACGCGUUUCAUUUGACAUUUGGAUGUGGGCUUUUAACGUUUUCGUUGUUUGCCAUGGCUGCUUCUAGGAGAAAGUCUGAUCAUGUCUACACUUAUGGGUACAAAAGGCUUGAAGUGUUGGCUGCUUUUACUAAUGCUCUGUUUCUUUUGUUCAUGUCAUUCUCGUUAGCUGUGGAAGCACUUCAUGCAUUCAUACAAGAUGAAUCUGAACACAAGCAUUACUUGAUUGUUUCUGCGGUGACAAAUUUAUUGGUGAAUCUUAUUGGUGUUUGGUUCUUCCGGAAUUAUGCUCGCAUUAAUAUUGUCUACAGAAAAGCAGAAGAUAUGAAUUUCCAUUCAGUCUGCUUGCAUGUUAUUGCAGAUUCAAUUCGCAGUGCAGGCUUGAUAUUGGCAUCCUGGUUUUUGUCCCUUGGGGUUGAAAAUGCUGAAGUUUUAUGUUUGGGGCUGGUUUCCGCUGCUGUCGUUAUGCUUGUCCUACCGCUCUUUAAAGCCACUGGUGGCAUCUUGCUUCAAAUGGCUCCUCCUAGCAUUCCAUCUUCAGCAUUGAGCAAAUGCUUGAGACAGGUUUCUGCCCGUGAAGAUGUUGCUGAAGUUUCUGAAGCUCGGUUUUGGGAAUUGGUUCCUGGUCAUGUUGUUGGCUCAAUUUCACUUCAGGUGAAGAAGGGGGUGGAUGAUCGCCCAGUACUACAAUCUGUGCAUGGUUUGUACCAUGAUCUGGGAGUACAGGAUCUGACAGUGCAAAUCAAUUAUGAUUGAGGUUCAUUUCCUAUAUAAUUGGUUUUUCUUUCUUUCCUUUUGUUCUCAAGAACAGCCUCAGAUUGAAGUCCAUCUUUUGCAUUCGAUAUUGUUGUUCUUUUGAAACAAUUGUAUUACCCAUAGAGGGGGAUUUUAAUCUAUAGUCCCCGUACAGAACGGAUUUGUGCAAAAUAACUUUGCGUCAUAGUUAUAGUUGAUUUUUCAUGUUUGUAUCUAAUGUCUUCACUCAUUUCCAUUA